Molecule: messenger RNA, 3132 nt
Organism: Geodia barretti
Lineage: Eukaryota; Metazoa; Porifera; Demospongiae; Tetractinellida; Geodiidae
Source: the annotation of a GenBank genome assembly
GUGGGGACAGUGCGCAUGCGUAAUUGAUACGGCGCGUAUUAAACGCACGCGCGCGUAUACGGAAGGAGGAGGAGAAAGAGAUGUCGGAUUUGCCAGCAGGCUGGGAGAGGCGUCAGUCACGCUCCUCUGGCAAAGAGUACUACUACAACAUCUACACAGACGCCAGCGUGUGGGAAACACCCAUAGAACCACCAGCUGGACAGGUCCAGGCGUCCCACUUGCUGGUGAAGCACGCCCAGUCUCGCAGACCGUCCUCAUGGAAACAGGAGAAGAUCACACGCUCCAAAGAUGAAGCAUUGGAGAUCUUGAAAAACUUUAGGGCGAUGUUGGAGUCGAAAGAGGUCAAGUUCGCAGAGCUGGCCUCCAAGGAGAGUGACUGCAGCAGUGCUCGCAAGGGAGGGGACUUAGGGAUAUUCGGACGAGGGCAAAUGCAAAAGCCGUUUGAAGAGGCGACGUAUGCUCUGCAAGUUGGAGAGCUGAGUCAACCAGUCUUCACGGAUUCAGGGAUUCAUCUCAUUCUGCGAACUGCCUAGUUUGGACUAUAUAGCUAUCAGCUGCCGACUAAUCAUUGCUAUUUAGAGUCAAAAUCCCAUUAAUUUAAUUUUAGAACGAUUCUAAUUUUAGUAACGGUUUCGUCAUAUAAAACCGCAAGCCAGCGGUUGCUCUUCCGCGCACUGCGGAGGGGAGAGAAACGAGACACCGACAUGGCCUCCCCGCCGUCCGAUGAAGCCUCCUGGGACGAAGUGGAGGAGAGAGAAAGCGAGAGCAGGGACGGGAGCGACUUGGGGCGUGAUGAAGUCGAGCUGGGGGACGGGGAUCUGACGCUCAAUUUCGGACCCUCCUUCCAACCUGUCAACUGCUGGAGAAAGCUGUCCAGUUGCGAAGAGUUCGUGGGCGCCAAGCGCAGCAAGCACACCAUCGUGGCCUGGAACGAGAAGAUGUACGUGUUCGGCGGAGACAACGGGCGGCGAAUGCUCAACGACUUUCUGGUCUCACACAUUCGGGACUGCUCCUGGGCUCGUGUUGUGUUCACUGGCCAGCCUCCAGCACCCAGAUACCACCACUCUGCAGUCGUCUUCCGUAACAGCAUGUUUGUCUUCGGCGGAUACACGGGCGACAUAUACUCCAACUCCAACCUCCGCAACAAGAACGACCUGUUCGAGUACAAGUUCACCACCAGUCAGUGGAUCAAUUGGGAGGACAAGAUCACAGGGGCGCUCCCGCCGGCCCGCUCGGCGCAUGGGGCGGCCGUCUUCAGGAACAAGCUCUGGAUCUUUGCAGGGUACGACGGACACAUGAGGCUGAAUGACAUGUGGGCAAUUGACCUCGUCUCGGAUCAGCCCAAAUGGGAGCAGAUCCCACAGAGUGGCGAUAGCCCUCCGACUUGCUGCAACUUCCCCGUGGCAGUGGUGGACGACAGCAUGUACGUCUUCUCCGGUCAGAGCGGAGCCAAGAUCACCAACAACCUCUACCAGUUCAAGUUUGGGCAGAGGCAGUGGAUGAGGAUUCGCACGGAGCACCUGCUGCGCGGGUCCCCGUGCCCGCCUCAGCGUAGAUACGGCCACGCCAUGGUGGCAUACGGUCGCUGUCUCUAUGUCUUUGGUGGCGCGGCGGAUGGUAUCCUCGACAACGAGGUACACUGCUUCGACGUAAACUCUCGGAUGUGGAGUGUAAUCCAGCCGGCCGAGGGGAGCGAGACCCCCUGUGGGAGAGUCUUCCACUCUGCCGCAGUCUGGGGCAACUGUCUCUAUGUGUUCGGAGGGACGAUCGACUCAGUCUCCAGUCGCAGCGGGGAUCUAUUCUGCUUCUCUUUCUCCCAAUUCCCAAAGUGCACGCUCGUCGAAGACUUUGCCCGUCUCCUCAGAACGGAGCAGUUUUGUGACGUCCACUUCCUCCUCAGCUCGCCGACUGUCAUCAUAAAGGCCCACGCGGCGGUUGUCGCCUCUCGCUCGCCCUACCUCCGGCACAAGAUCAUUGAGAUCUACCGACAGCAGCAGACCUCUACGCCACCUCGGGAUCACCCCCAGUUCACACAGAACACCCACCCGCUAGAGGUUCCCCUGCCGGAGGUGAGCGCCGAGGCGUUCAACAUGGCUCUCUUCUCCAUGUACACAGACUGCAUCCACCCUCACCUGGAGAACAACUCGGGAGACGGGAUGACGGCUCAGCAGAUGCUACUGAUGAUGGAGGUGUACAAGUUGGCGCUUCUCUUCCAGACCAAGAGACUGGAGCUCCUCAGCAUGCAGUACAUCGAGGCCUCCAUCAAUCUCGAGAACGUGCUGCUGGUCCUGUGCAGUGCGUCCGAGCUGAAGCUGGCUCGAAUGAGGGAAUUCUGCAUGCGGUUCAUAGUGCGAGACUCGAACUACCGUAAGGUUAUCAUGAGCUCUUCGUUCGAGAAACUCGAUCGCUCCGUCAUGGUUCAGAUAAUUCGUCGGCAGCAGUUCCGCUCGCGCCCGACCUCGCCCGAUCUCCACUCGGAGCUGGAAGACAGAGUCCCAUCCUCGCUGCAAGACGAUCUCGAGGCCUUCCUACUGAGCGACAUCGGACGCCCGUUCACUGAUGUUGUCCUGCAGGUUGACCAGCACUCCGUGCCUGCCCACAUCCCUAUUCUCGCCGCUCGCUGCUCUUACUUCGAGGCCUUCUUCCGCUCCUUCAUGCCAGAGAGUCGCAGAGUCGACAUCACGUUCGGAAAGACUCCCCCCACUCUCCAAGCCUUCAACUCGCUCCUCAAGUUUGUGUACUACGGUGACGUACACAUGCCGUCCGAAGACUGCCUCUACAUCUUCUCGGCCCCCAAUUUCUUUGGAUUUCGCAAUCUUCAGCUCCACUGUCACUCCAAGGCCAGACUGGAGAAAGAUAUUCACAAGGAAAACGUUCUGCCGAUGCUGGAGGCUGCUGACAACAUCAACAUGGAGGUCAUGAAGAAACACUGCCUCCAGUUAAUUGCAGGGGUUUUCCCCUCAAUCGUCAAGAUGCCUUACUUCAGAAACUUGAAGCGAGAGCUUCUUCUUGAUAUCGCUGACAUUCUGGCCAGCCAAAUGGAGUGACCUACUCACAUCUAAAUACCAUUCUCUAUUCAUUUCCUGUACAUUUUCCAUUCAUUUCCAGUCUAACUGCUUAUUAUUGAUUGAC